Symbiodinium necroappetens is the source of this 648-nucleotide messenger RNA. The record is from the annotation of a GenBank genome assembly. Lineage: Eukaryota; Dinophyceae; Suessiales; Symbiodiniaceae.
AUGGCGGAAGACCCCCUGGAAUGCAGCCUCCUGACACUAGACUUGGGGAACGAGGACGUGUGCAUUUCCACUGGGCCCGGUGGCGACAAAAUGCCGAGCACUUCAGCUGCAAGUAGCGACACCAUGGUAAAGCAGAGCGUGCUAAGCACGACGACGAUCGACGACGGAUUUCACAGACAACUCGCCCUGGUUAUGGGGAUUCCCUUGUGCAGAGUUUGGUCCGGAAUUGCCUUCGGUGCCAGAGGCCGCGGAGACCGCGCCUGGGAUGGGAAAGAGGAUACUGUGGCUAAUAUCGUCGCCGAGCUUCAACUUGACUCCGAGCCAGGAAAGCCAAAUCCUCCUGGUGGCGACCCUGGAGAAAAGAGGUUGUCAGAGGUGUCGCAGGCACCGGUGGGAAGCGUCACGCCCAUCAGUUUAGACGAGGGCCGACGGCGGGAGCCCGCCAUAUGCCUAGCAGUCCCUGCCACGGAAGUGGUGGCGCCGGGCUCGAUCCCAUCGCCUUCCAACUCGGAGACCCAAAAGACCCAAGUCUGUGGCAUUGGUGGAAUCGGCAUAGCUGCAGCAAGCGUGGUUCGGCAUUUCAGCUUGGAUCCUGACGGAAACCGCCUCAGACUGUCGGAAAGCGGAAGAUGCUCUUCUCACAGGUGA